Anopheles cruzii is the source of this 3207-nucleotide messenger RNA. Its product is annotated as leucine-rich repeat flightless-interacting protein 2. The record is from RefSeq and is a predicted model, not a curated record. Gene Ontology annotation, biological process: regulation of DNA-templated transcription. The transcript has 6 exons. Lineage: Eukaryota; Metazoa; Arthropoda; Insecta; Diptera; Culicidae. Bases 1471 to 2664 code for a protein of 397 amino acids.
CAGAAAGAACAUAGGAAAGGAUCCUGGAAUCCAAAAUGUUCAUCGGUCCACCAACAUACCGGAUAUGGAUCCGAACAAGCACAACACACCACCACUGCACCUGUGGUCGGCCGUAUUUAACGUCGCUGGUGAGGUUUAUCUUGCUGCAAAUUAUCCAGCAUCUUCCACCUCGCAGAAAGCAGGGAAACUCGUAACAUUUUACAAAUUUAAUUGAUGCGCGGACGAUGGCCACGAUGAGUUGGAACUUUAUUUUUGUAAACAAAGCGAGCCCCGAAUAGCAACUCUUCUGUCAAGCACACUGCCCUAAAGGUAGAUGCUGUAAUCGUGUGUGCGCGCAUUUUCAUGUUCUUUUCCUGGUUCUACGGACGCACACCAUCCCAUACUAAGUGUACCGGAGCAUCUGGUUUUGCGUGUUCACGUCUUUUUCUUGCUUUCACCCAUUCCCAUCCACGCGAGCUCAGGCCUCGGCUGAAGGCGCGGCUGAAGUUUCAGCCAAUAGCACGAAAUUCUCGCACGUCAAUUUAGGGCUGUCUUAAUUUGAUUAUGAAGUGUUUGCUGAAGCUUACUGAACACAAUAAGCACUGAAGUCCGUAGGGGGCAGAUUCGCUUCACAACUUACCUCCAGUAUUAGGGUUGCCUUUAAUCAUGUUAAUUUCCGUGUCGAGUGCCGUUCAACCCUUAUAUUCUAUUGUCGCUUAAUAUAAAUAGAGUAAAAAACCCGGUUAAUAGAGCAGUCGGUAACGCUCGUCGCUGUAACGCAGCUGGCCUGGGUUCGAAUCCCGGGACCGGCUGUCACACAGCCGGCCAUGGUUUCGAUUCCCGAUACAGGCGUGACAGGGGGGUUGGCGCGUGGCCAACAACCCCGCCGGUAAAAACGAACCGUUACAGAGAGCAUCCAGAGAUUAACAUGGUCUCUAGUGCAGGAUAAGACCGCUCAGCGGUUGUUCCCGAAGAAGAAAAAGAAAUAAUUAACAGUAAAACGAAGACAAAAUCAUUAUCUUGCUAUUUGUAUAAAAACCGAGUCGAAAAAACACAUCGGCUUACACAAUAAAUCGGUUUUUGGUUUUCGUGAACGAAGCUAUUCACGGGUGCAGUUACAAUGACUGUAAAUUCCGUCUUCCGACGUGUGAUACAGACAUCUGAUAAAAUAUACAGGAAAAUAUAAAACGUUGUAACUUUAAUUUAUUCAUAAAAAUCAAUUAAGUACAAUGUUUUUUUAAUAAUAACAUACUGUUUCGCAUAACCUUAAGAACAGUAGUAGUACGUAUCUUGUGUUAGGUAUCCUAGUCGUUGAUUCAGUUGCGUGUGUAAAGGUGACAAAACUAUUAUUUAUGGUUGUAUGUUGUGAGAUGCUAACAUUUCUUUUCCUAAGCGUCUUUAAGCGUGUGUUUGUUUAAUUGUUUCUUGAUUUGGGACUGUAUAUGUGCAUAGGAUUAGUCGUAACCAGAAGUACCAAACACUGCUUACACCAUGGAGAGUCCCAGCACCGGGGGUCGUCGUCGUAGUUAUUCACGAGUCAAUGCAGAGGACCAAGCACUGGAUCAAAUAGCUAAAGAGGCUGAAGCUCGUUUAGCAGCACGCCGGCAAGCCCGCGCUGAGGCUCGUGAAAUUCGUAUGCGCGAGCUAGAGCGACAACAAAAGGAACAGGAGCAAAAUGCGGAUCGCGUAUUUGAUUUACAGCAACAAUCAGUUAAUUUAUCGGAGACGGCGAACAUUAACAUGACGUUACGUACGGGUCGGCUGGCAGUACAAACAGCAACAGCUCGUGGAAGUGCAUUUUCGUCUCGCCGCAGUAGUGAGGACUCACUCGAGGAAGAGGGCCGUAGUUUGCGUGAUUUGCGGCAUGAGCUAAAGAACGUAGAGGAACGGUUCCGGAAAGCGAUGAUUGCUAACGCGCAGUUGGACAACGAGCGGUCGUCGCUCAACUAUCAGAUACAGUUGCUUAAGGAUAAAUUGGAGGAGAUGGAAGAAUUGCAAGCGCAGCUACAGCGAGAGUAUCGCGACAAGUGCCGGGAUCGUGAAGCUCUUAAGAGGAUCAACGAUAAAUUAAUCGAGGAGUUGAAACUCAUUAAAGGGCAGCUUUACGAUCGCGACUCACUAAUUGAGCAGCACGGUCUGGUUAUAGUGACGGUGGAGAAUGACGAUGGAAGUGAUGCUAAUCGCGCUCUAGUCACAGCAGAGAACGCACAGUUGCUUAAGUCAGUACCCGGUUCGUUAGAUAUUAGGCUUAAGAAAUUUGGAGAAGAGAAACAGGAACUACAAAUUGAGGUACAAUCGUUGCAACAACAGCUCAAUGACAUUAAAAACAAAGGACGCCGAAAUAUCGUCAUUAACGGUGCAAGCGAUGAUGACUACGAGGAUGCACAACGUGAAGCAAGUAAACUGGUUACUGAGUAUAAAUAUAAGCUUCAAAAAGCAGAACAGGAGAUCGCGAAUUUGCAAGCCGGUCUUGCCAGAUCAGAGUCACAAGUUAUUCGCUACAAAAGCACAGCUGAGGCGGCAGAAAAAGCAGAGAACGAUCUUAAGAUUGAGCGCAGAAAGUUGCAACGCGAGAACCGUGAAGCUAUGGACCGAUUGGAAGAACUGGAAACGUCCAACAACCACCUGUUAAAGCGACUAGAUAAGUUAAAAAAUGCUAAGAGUGCUUUGCUAAAGGAUCUAUGAUGAAACACUAAUAACAAAUGUUUUGCAGCCAACUAAAUAAAUAAAAUUAGCUGAAUACAGCUGUCAUUUCUUAGGGAAGAUGCACACAUAAAGGAAAGGUAAAAAGUAGACAGACAUUCAAGACAUUUACUAUAGUUCUUUAGCAGUAACAUUAAUACUCUUUGCAAGUGCAGUCGUUUAUUUUUCAAAACGGAAACAACUGCGACAAUAGCAAAAGAUGAUAAGUAAGUUGUUUGCUUUUUACGUCUUUUACCGAUUCACAAAUAGUAUAAAGUUUUGUGCCCAACUGAUUCUUUGUGUUCUAUGAUUAUAGGAAGUCCCAGUAAAGCUAUUGUUUUCAAUGUACUACCAUACUGGAAUAGCAAUUUUAUAUUUUUUAUUACACGUUACCUUAAAAAUACAGGUAAUCUAGUCUAUCUGACUCUAUUUGGUUAAAAGUGCCUAUUAAUUUUCAUUUGUUACAUUCAUAAUUGUCGAGCGCAACUCUCUACCGAUACGUCCGAUAGCAAUACCACUGUAUUUUUUAAAUUUAAUAAAAAAGAU